Messenger RNA from Oncorhynchus nerka (sockeye salmon), 2032 nucleotides. Its product is annotated as MOB-like protein phocein. NCBI's taxonomy places the organism in Eukaryota, Metazoa, Chordata, Actinopteri, Salmoniformes, Salmonidae. The transcript is spliced from 7 exons. Bases 53 to 730 code for a protein of 225 amino acids. Gene Ontology annotation, cellular component: cytoplasm. The record is from RefSeq and is a predicted model, not a curated record.
GUUAUCCGUCACACAAGCUUGUGCAUCAUUUGCAUCCGGGCAUUCUGUCGAGAUGGUCAUGGCGGAGGGUACUGCAGUUCUGAGGAGGAAUAGGCCUGGAACCAAGGCGAAGGAUUUCUACAAUUGGCCGGAUGAAUCCUUUGAGGAGAUGGACAGCACUCUGGCUGUACAACAGUACAUUCAGCAGAACAUCCGGUCAGACUGCUCUAACAUCGAUAAGAUCCUGGAGCCUCCAGAGGGACAGGACGAGGGAGUGUGGAAGUACGAGCACCUCAGGCAAUUCUGUCUGGAGCUGAAUGGACUAGCUGUGAAACUGCAGAGUGAGUGCCACCCAGACACCUGCACGCAGAUGACUGCCACAGAGCAGUGGAUCUUCCUAUGUGCUGCACACAAAACCCCCAAAGAGUGUCCUGCCAUUGACUACACCAGGCACACGCUGGACGGAGCUGCCUGCCUUCUCAACAGCAACAAGUAUUUCCCCAGCCGUGUGAGCAUCAAGGAGUCCUCUGUAGCCAAGCUGGGCUCUGUGUGUCGCCGUAUCUAUAGGAUAUUCUCUCAUGCCUAUUUCCACCAUCGCCAGAUAUUCGACAAGUAUGAGAAUGAGACGUUCCUGUGCCAUCGGUUCACACGCUUUGUGAUGAAGUAUAACCUGAUGUCCAAGGACAACCUGAUCGUUCCUAUCCUGGAGGAGGAGGUCCAGAACGCUUCAGCCGGGGAGAGCGAGGCCUGAGAGGAGAGCUGCACACAGGAGACCAGACGUGUAUUCAAAUACUGCUUGAUUGAGCUUGCCUGUUGCAAUGGAACCAAGAGAAGUCCCACAUGUGCAAACCCCACCCAUCUGGCACUCUAAAGCAAAUGCUCAAAGUAUUUGAAAGAUUUCAGAUAGUAUUUGAACCAAUGAUUUGUAUAUACACUAGACUGACAGGGGGCGCUGUUUUGAAGCCACCACGCCUCCCAUCUUGGCACCAUUGUAAAAAAAUGUCUACAAUUGUUUUUGCCACAUUUACUCUAUUACAGACAGCUACAUGCAUAAUUUGUAAUUGUGUGAGCUAAAAGUAAAAAAUGUAAUUUUAAACAUCCUUAAAAGUACUAAUGUUACUGGCCCCGCUACAACAACAAUACUUAAAUAUAUGUAAUUUUGUCCUUGAAAUAUUCAAGUGGAAUUCCUAUGGACUGCCAAUAUGGCCGACCGGUGGCUCCAAAGCCUCUCAUUAGCCAAUGCAUAGCAUCAGCAAUCCAGAGUUUAUAUACAUCAUUGAUUGGAACCCAGGUCUGAAACAGCUAUACACUACAGACAGGCUCUCACUACUUGCUUUAACAUUUUAAGCACCUGGAUUUGCUCAACCUACAUAAAACCAUAAUGUGUUGAUGACAAAGGCACACUCAUGGGCUCCCUGUAUAUAACCUCUGCUCUCCCAUGUCCCCCUCCAUCUUGUUUUCCUGGUGCUUUACAUUCUCCCUGUUGCCUUUGUUCUCUCUUGCUGAAUUGUAAAUGGACCCCUUGCCACUCCAGGAAGAUCUGAGAGGAUUGGUGGAAAAAUGCAGACAUUUCCAUGCAGCCCAUUGGAAGGCAAGAUGAAGCUAUGACUAUAAUGCUUCUGUAUCCAAUCUGCUCAAAUGUACAGGUGUGUGUAGGGUUUAGAGGCUAUGGAUCCAUUUGUGGUUCAGAAUCUCUGCUUUUGUUGCUCUGAGUACAUACCUCCGUCACCAUUCCCCCCCCGCAGGGUAGCCUAGUGGUUAGAGCGUUGGACUAGUAACCGGAAGGUUGCAAGUUCAAACCCCCGAGCUGACAAGGUACACAUCUGUCGUUCUGCCCCUGAACAGGCAGUUAACCCACUGUUCCUAGGCAGUCAUUGAAAAUAAGAAUUUGUUCUUAACUGACUGGCCUAGUUAAAUAAAGGUAAAAAAAUAAAAAAUAAAGUUAUUUUGUGAGAGUCUUGUCUAUCUGCCCCACUUUUUAAUUUUCCUUUUUUAAUGAACUGAAUUUUGUUACAUUUUCAUGAUGUCUGUUAAUAAAAAGACUGUUACCCAA